This is a messenger RNA of Bolinopsis microptera, 474 nucleotides long. RefSeq lists its product as uncharacterized. The transcript has a single exon. Bases 1 to 474 code for a protein of 157 amino acids. The record is from RefSeq and is a predicted model, not a curated record. Lineage: Eukaryota; Metazoa; Ctenophora; Tentaculata; Lobata; Bolinopsidae.
AUGAAUUGCCUAACCAACGCUGAUAUCCCAGACUGGAUGACAUUGGGACGCACGUACCUGCUCAUAAAGGACUACUCCAAAGGACCCAUUCCAGGCAAUUUCAGACCUAUUACAUGCUUAUCAGCUAUGUGGAAACUGUUCACUGGUCUAAUCUCAGAUUCCAUAUACAACCAUUUAGACCCGCAAAAACUCCUCCCCCCUGAGCAGAAAGGGUGCAAGAAGAAGAGCAGAGGAUGUAACGAACAGUUAAUGAUAGACAAACUCAUUCUGAAGAACUGUAAACGAAGGAAGCGGAACCUGAACAUGACGUUUAUAGACUACAAGAAGGCGUAUGAUAGCGUCCCACACUCCUGGAUUCUGUCUUGUUUGACCAUGUGUGGUAUCUCUUCUUCCAUCAUAGACCUGUUUGAAGCCUCCUUCAAACAAUCGUAUGUUAACCUGAUGCUUGGUAAAGUUUCCUUUGGGAGAAUUUAA